Lottia gigantea (owl limpet) is the source of this 1137-nucleotide messenger RNA. RefSeq lists its product as hypothetical. NCBI's taxonomy places the organism in Eukaryota, Metazoa, Mollusca, Gastropoda, Lottiidae. The record is from RefSeq and is a predicted model, not a curated record. The transcript has 2 exons. The coding region runs from base 69 to 722 and encodes 217 amino acids.
AGAUCAGUGUUGACUAACAUCUAAAUUUAACACAGAGUUAAAAUCAUCUUCGAUAAUCCAAUAUCACCAUGUCUCGUCUAGUAUUAGUUGGUGUAUUUCUCCUAGUCCUGGCUAGUGUAGUUGAUGGUAGUUCCAGUUCGUCUCGAAGAUCAAGCAGAAUUCGGCGUUUACCGAGUAAAUCUAUGAAUCGAUUCUUCAGAGGGCUGUGUUCAAGGUUCAGAGAGUCGGCUAUAAUAACAAAUAAUGAAGAGGAACCUAUAAUCACUGGAAGAGAGUCUGUAGUUCCCGAGAUUACUUCAGCAUCCCCUGUCACCGACCCUACUACCGUACCCCCUGCCACCGACCCCCCCACACCGAAAACUUGUGUGUAUGUAAUGAAGGAAUACCCUUCCACUGAUGUCAAAUCAGAGCUCGUUCUCCCGGAAAUAUUCAACAUCACUCGAGAAGAAUGUGAAGAUAUUUGUAAGAAGGACGCAUCCUGUAUCGAAGUCGAAUCCUUCGGCAGAACUCCAGUAAGGUGUACCCUUAAUAUGGGUCGUACCCGUCUAGCUGGGCUGAACGAGGCUAUAUGUUUAUCUUCCUGUAAAACCAGACCCGAAUGCUUUGCAAUAAGUAUACGUCAGAUGAAAUGUCAACACUUCAAUCGUCUUUUCAACUCAUCUGAGUUAAUACCCGACGAAACACAUUUGUCUAAGGUUUUUAUGAAAGUAUGCCAACAUUAAUAUAAAUAUCAGACUAGGGUUUUUCAUUCAAAGCAUGCAUGACUUUCGGGAAAUGCUAAAACAUAAAUAUCAAACUGAAUUUAUUGUUUCGAACGCCAAACACCAUACCAGAUUUGAAAAGUUAGCCCCAGUUUCAAAACUUGCUAUCCUGACGAAGAUUGUGUAUCAAAAACACAUCAGCCUAGACAGCAUGAUAUCAGCUUAAAUCAAUGAGCUAACUUUAAGUCAUUUAAUGAAAGGUUAACCCCUUUCCAACACUAGCUGUUCUGACGAGGACUGUGUAUCUGAAACACAUGUCAGCAGUAUGAUCUAUGAACUUUAGUCAAAUAAUUCCAGAAUGUAUGUAUUUAAAAUGUUAAUUAUGAAGAACCCACAACUGAUAUUGUUGUCUACCAAAAUAAAUUAUGUAUCUCAG